Molecule: messenger RNA, 3252 nt
Organism: Gavialis gangeticus (Gharial)
Lineage: Eukaryota; Metazoa; Chordata; Crocodylia; Gavialidae
Gene: NAXD
Product: NAD(P)HX dehydratase
Exons: 10
Coding region: 56-1042 (328 amino acids)
Biological process (GO): metabolite repair
Molecular function (GO): ATP-dependent NAD(P)H-hydrate dehydratase activity
Source: RefSeq, a predicted model, not a curated record
CCCUUUGCUUCUCCUCCCCUCCCCUCCCGGCGCUGCGGAGCCGGAAGCCGCGCGGAUGAGCGGAGCCAGGCGCUGGGCCAGCCCCGCUUGGCGGCGAGUUAUAGAGAGAUCCUUCUCGUUACACAAAACGCAUUCUAUAAAGGAUAUGGAGAAUAUUUUUCAGUUGGUGCGCAAUGUAAUCCCUCCUCUAGCAGGAAAGAAGCAUAAGGGUCAAGAUGGACGUAUAGGCAUCAUUGGAGGAUGUCAAGAGUACACAGGAGCACCGUAUUUUGCUGCAAUUACAGCUCUCAAAGUGGGUGCAGAUUUAUCCCACGUAUUUUGUACCAAAGAUGCAGCAACUGUAAUAAAGUCAUAUAGUCCGGAGCUGAUUGUUCAUCCAGUUCUUGACAGUCCUAAUGCUGUUCAUGAAGUGGAAAAGUGGUUACCACGACUGCAUUCAAUUGUCAUAGGACCCGGUUUAGGUAGAAAUGAUGUACUACUUGAGAAUGCUAAGGGUAUUAUAGAAAAAUCCAAGGUCAAAGGAAUCCCUAUUGUCAUUGAUGCCGAUGGAUUGUGGCUCAUAUCCCAACAGCCUUCUCUUAUUCAAGGCUACCAGAGAGCUAUUCUUACUCCAAAUUAUAUGGAGUUCAGCAGACUGUACGAAGCUAUGCUUAGAGACCCUGUAGAUAGUAAUGAUCAUCAUGGAUGUGUGUUAAGGCUCAGCCAAGCCAUGGGGAAUUUGACAGUUGUUCAGAAGGGAGAACGAGAUCUUAUUUCAGAUGGAGAAAAAGUACUCGUCUGCAGUCAUGAAGGAAGCAGCAGAAGAUGUGGUGGACAAGGAGACCUCCUUUCAGGUUCCCUUGGAGUUUUAGCACAUUGGGCAUUUCUUGCUGGACCAGAAAAGACAAAUGGUCAGAAUCCUUUCCUAGUGGCUGCAUUUGGAGCUUGUUCUCUUACAAGGCAAUGUAACAACCAAGCCUUUCAGAAAUUUGGACGUUCAAUGACUGCCUCUGAUAUGGUUUCAGAAGUUGGAACAGCUUUUAACAAACUUUUUGAAACCUGAAGCCAAAGCAGCAGAGAGGAAGAUGAGGAAGAAUAAUGGCUGCAACAGUAAUUAAAUUUACAGUAGAAUUUACAUAAGUAAUGCACCCUUUCAAGUGCUGUAGCAGCAUUGGUAUGCUAGGUAGAUUUUUUUAUUUUUAAGAAUAGAAAAAUAUGAUUAAUGUAGAUAUUUUUUAAGAGUUUGGAAUACAAAAAUGUUUUGGCUGAAAUAAGCUGUAGUUGCAGAUCUGUUAUAAUAUAAUAAAACUAAACUGAAAGUAUUCCUGUUCUUUUUCAUAGUUAUUGAGCAAUAACUAAAGUGUGUGCGAACUGCAAAAAUGCACUUGAUACUUAUAAUGAAAGUAAAAUUCUUCCACCAGCUCAACAGAAUUUCUUGGCUUACACCAAGGAUGUCAUGAUUUUGUUCUUAGACUGUGUUUCUAGGACUAACUGCUGCACUUCAUUUUUCUCCAUGCUGUUUUCCCUUUAUUUAACUAGGUCUCUUCGGGAAAGGAAUGUUUCAAAUGUAAUUGGUUGUUUCAAAUGUAAUUGGUUGCCUUUGCUCAUUCCUAGUCUCUGAGGUGUCAUUCUUUGAAUUUUAGGUUCUCUUUUUUUUCCCCUUAAAGAAAAAAAAAGAGGAUCAACAUGUUUAAAAACUAGUCCCAAGCCCCCUUAGAAUAAGGUCUUACUGUAGAAGCGUCAGCAUGAGACAUAGGAAUUAUGCUUAGCUGAAUUUAUUUACUUUAUAUUCCAUUACUGUUCUGGAUUAGUCUAGAAUGUAAUAUGAAAAAAUGUGAAAUUUAGUGAUUCAGAGAGGUACUAGGCGUGGUGAGAAACAAGUGAUAUUUAAACUGGUCACAAAUGUCAGUGGUGAUAAGAGAUUGAGUGCUUUUAGGCCAGUUAUGUGACUCCAAUUGCUGGACUGUGGCUGGAUUGCUGGGUCUGAGAACAUUAGCGUAUAUAUGCAUCUACAGCUAUUAAUCACCAGCAUAAAUAUUAAUUGAAGGGACGAAAGGCAGAAGGCUGCAUUUAAUUAGGCUGCAUUAGUGGCAUGCAGGCAGUCAAAUGCAGCUAGCUCACUAAAAGACUCUACUGGGGGCAGGGGAUUGAUGAAAAUGACAGUUGUCAAGCUUCAACUGUAGCAGCUGAGUUUUUAAAGGCUUUUGCUUCAUCAUCAUAACAGUGGAAGCACUUAGUGUCAUGGAGGAAGUGUUCAUGGUUUCAUUUGUAUCUUGCUAGCUGGAUGAAUUAGAUGGCAGAACUCUUCUAAAAUCAGGAGCUGUGUGGGAUUUGAUGGAGUCUGGGUUUCUUUAAACUUCAGAAAUUCAGCCUUAGCGCAUUGGGAGAGAACUAAUUUCAGGGGGGAAACAAAAUCAAAUACAUUUCUUACACUUUCAGUAAGUACCAACUUGUGUGGCCCUAUGAUCAACAUAUAACGUAAUGUACAUACUAGAGUGUAGGAACAAGCCUAACGAUGGCAUAUUAUCACAUGAUAUGUGUCCAUGUCAACCACUUUUCCAGUGGCCUGUUUCUACAAUGGAGUUUGAUACCAUACACAUUAGUCAGAUUGCACUUCAGCCUCUUGUAUAGCUUCCUGCAGUGAAUACCUGAAAUCAAAAGGCUGCUCUGAAUAUGUCCUUACCCUUAUAAUUAAUAUUGUUGGAUGCACUGUGACGACUACCUCACCCCAAUGCAUUUUGGUUUUUCCUUUUAAACUGGUUACCUAUUUUUAAAAUGGGUUUUUAAAUAAUGUUGGCUCAUUCUGUUCUGUCAGGGUUCUAAUAUUUUUUUUUUUAAAUAAGAGCAAAUGGUCUCCUCACAAAAGAUGAAUUCACAGUGUAUUACAAUUACACUGUUUUGUAAACUUUCCUUGGAGGGAAAGUAAACUAUUGCUUUCUCCCUUUGGAAUUAUUUUGAACCCUGAUUCCAGAAAUCAGAAAAUUAAACUGUUUUAAAACAGCUGUCAAAUCUGUUUAAGAUAUUUUUUUUUGUAUUUGGAGCAUAAAUAGUAUUAUUUCUAACUUACAUUUGUAGGUAAAGCCAAAUCAGUGAAGACUUUUUUUUCCCUCAAAAUGAAAUGGCUUGGUAUCAAUGAUCAGUAUGGAUUUGUUUUAACAAUACACAAAGUUGUAACUUUGUAAUUCCCCAAUGUAUACCAAUUGUUACCAUUUAAUUUUAAAAAUUCUGAAAAUGUAGCAAUUUCUUUCCAUAGGAAAUAAAAAUAUAGCAAAU